This is a messenger RNA of Eptesicus fuscus (big brown bat), 1932 nucleotides long. It is a transcript of the gene TERF2, whose product is annotated as telomeric repeat binding factor 2. Gene Ontology annotation, cellular component: shelterin complex; chromosome, telomeric region; nucleus. Gene Ontology annotation, biological process: negative regulation of telomere maintenance via recombination; negative regulation of telomeric D-loop disassembly; protection from non-homologous end joining at telomere. Bases 70 to 1683 code for a protein of 537 amino acids. Lineage: Eukaryota; Metazoa; Chordata; Mammalia; Chiroptera; Vespertilionidae. The record is from RefSeq and is a predicted model, not a curated record. The transcript has 10 exons. Gene Ontology annotation, molecular function: telomerase activity; double-stranded telomeric DNA binding; protein homodimerization activity.
AGGGGGCCGGGGCCCUACGGUCCUUUCCCACCCAGAAGCCCGCAGGCUGCACGGAACGCUGUCUGUAUCAUGGCCGCGGGAGCCGGGACAGGGGGCCCCGCUUCCGGCCCGGACGUUCUGCGUGAUCCGGCGGCGUCACAGUCGAGGAAGCGGUCCGGUCGGGGGGGCGGGGAGGCUGCGCGGCGAACGGACGCGAUGGCGGGAGGAGGCGGGAGCAGCGACGGCACCGGGCGGGCGGCAAGCCGGCGGGCGUCCCGCAGCAGCGGGCGGGCUCGGCGGGGGCGGCACGAUCCGGGGGUGGGGGGCGCGGGGGAGGCACGGCUGGAGGAGGCGGUGAACCGCUGGGUGCUCAAGUUCUACUUCUACGAGGCGCUGCGGGCCUUUCGAAGUAGCCGGUACGGGGACUUCAAGCAGAUCCGGGACAUCAUGCAGGCUUUGCUUGUCAGGCCCUUGGGAAAGGAGCACACCGUGUCCCGGCUGCUGCGGGUUAUGCAGUGUCUGUCGCGUAUUGAAGAAGGGGAAAAUUUAGACUGUUCCUUUGAUAUGGAGGCUGAGCUCACACCCCUGGAAUCAGCUAUCAAUGUGCUGGAGAUGAUUAAAACGGAAUUUACACUGACAGAGGCAGUGGUGGAAUCCAGUAGAAAACUGGUCAAGGAGGCUGCUGUCAUUAUUUGUAUUAAAAAUAAAGAAUUUGAAAAGGCUUCAAAAAUUUUGAAAAAACAUAUGUCCAAGGACCCUACAACUCAGAAACUGAGAAAUGACCUCCUGAACAUCAUCCGUGAAAAGAACUUGGCCCACCCUGUUAUCCAGAACUUUUCCUAUGAGACCUUCCAGCAGAAGAUGCUGCGCUUCCUGGAGAGUCACCUGGAUGAUGCAGAACCCUACCUCCUCACGAUGGCCAAAAAGGCUUUGAAAUCUGAGUCUUCUGCUUCAAGUACAGUGAAGGAAGAUAAACAGCCAGCACCAGAGCCUGUGGAAAAGCCACCCAGAGAACCUCCGAGGCAGCUACAGAAUACUCCAACCACCUUUGGAAUUACGACUCUGAAAGCAGCUUUCAAGACUCUGUGUGGUUCACAAGAUUCUGAGGCAAUCUUCUCAAAACUGGACCAGAAAGAUCUGGUACUUCCUAGUAAAGCAUCCCUAUCAUCGCCAGCCCUCAAACACAAGAGACCGAGGAAGGAUGAAAACGAAGGUUCAGCUCCUGCCGAGGGAGAGAGUGGCUCUGAACUGCAGCCCAAGAACAAGCACAUGACAAUAAGCAGAUUGGUUUUGGAGGAGGAUAGUCAGAGUACUGAGCUGAGCCCAAGCCUCAACUCCUCUCAGGAAAUCAUUCCAGCGUCACCAUCCACGCCUGCCAUUCUCAACCAACCCCUUCCCAGGGAGAAGAAUCCCAAAUUACCCAAAGGCAAGUGGAACAGUUCUAAUGGGGUUGAAGAAAAAGAGACUUGGGUAGAAGAGGACGAACUGUUUGAUGUUCAGGCUGCACCAGAUGAAGAGAGUACAACCAGUAUAACAAAAAAGCAGAAGUGGACUGUAGAAGAGAGCGAGUGGAUCAAGGCUGGAGUGCAAAAAUUUGGGGAAGGAAACUGGGCUGCAAUUUCUAAAAAUUACCCAUUUGUUAAUCGAACAGCUGUGAUGAUUAAGGAUCGCUGGCGGACCAUGAAAAGACUUGGCAUGAACUGAAACAGAUUUCAUUUCCACAGAAUUCACAGGAGCAUGGUUCCUAAUAAUAGCCCCGAUAGUCUGCUUUCUUUCAGAAGUUGGGCUGGGAUGAAAAUUUUGGGCAUCCUCCUCUGACGUGGGGGAGUUCCCAGUUCCACUUCAUCGCUGUUGGAGAUCAUGGAGCUGCAAGCCAAGUAUACCCCAUGUCCUUGGCAGAGACGACAGGCAGACAGCUUGUACAGUGCCAGAAUAUCAUUAGUAUUUCCUUUC